CAGUUUACAUUAUGAUUAGUUUCAGUAGGAAUUCGUAGAUUAUAGAAGAUAAAUAUUUGAUAAUAUUAUUGCAUUCAUCUAAUUAAUGGCAUAGGUUGUAUUUCGAUCUGAUCUUACUAACUAAAACCACCGAUCAUGAAAUAUUCUAUUAAAGGUGCAUCGGUGCUGGUCGCGCUUCAUCAUUUGUUUUGUUUGCUGUAUAAUAAUAUUUUAUCCACAGGAAGCCCAAUUGAUAUAAAAGAAAUAAAAUCGAAGCAUAAUAUUAAAAAAGACGUAUCUUAAGCUACCAUAUUAGUCGAAGUCAAUAUAUACAAGGCAUAUACUAUUUUUGUGUCCUGCACCAAGAACAAGACGACUGAGAAGAUUGAGAAGUGCGGUGCCUUAUGUUUAAUAUCAAUACCGUACAUGCAAAAAAACAAGAAGUUGCACGACAGAGGAACACGAGAGGAAUGCAAUCACCAUUUACUAAGGUGCCACCUAGUGUGCUGUAUGUGGUGAGUGGUCAAGACGCUAGGAUGAUGUGGGACUACAAUGUUAGCAACAGGGACGCCGAAUUUGGUAGUUACUCACCCACUUGGUACUACAUAAAUGUGACGCAAAUACAGAUUGCUAAUGAGUAUAAGUGGAGUUCCCCUAAAUGGAAAUGGUCUAUUUUACCAACAUGUCCUGAUAGGCUGAAAGGCCGACUCCGUAAGGAAUCAACGGCUACUCUGGUCAUCUCGAGCGUCACCAUUACCGAUAGCGGGAUAUAUGAGUGCGGUCUUACAUUGACCUCUGGAUUGUACAUAUCUUCAAAAGUAGAAUUGUUCGUUACAGUACUUAUACCCAGUCCUGGACCACUGACGAGAGAAGUGGGACAAGAUGUGGUGUUCAUGAUUAAUAGUACAGCAAUGUCAGAAGCCACUUGGGGAGUACGAGAUGGUGACUCAAAUGACCUGAAUCCAAGACUUUACCGCGUAUUUAACCCUGGUAGUGCAUUUCCAGACACCAAGAUCAAUUCAACAAGUUACGCAGGAAGAGUCAGUUUUGUUGGUGAUCUGACAAAGGGUCAGGCUUGGUUCAAGAUAACAAACCUGAACAUUAAUGACACCAACCAGUACAAUGCGAGGAUAUUCCUGCAGGGAGAAUCAAGUUACAGAUUCAGUUCUACAAGACUUAAUGUAAUACAACAAGUUGCACCAGCCACUACAAUACCUCUACAGACAUCCACAAGAGAACUCAGCACUUCAGCUUUAAGCUCAAAAAUCUCUCCUCGGCCAACAUCGCAAGUGCCUCAAAUUUCAAACAGAAGCAUAUCAAUAAAAGUGGUAAAGGAAGUAUCUGGAAAUCUCAGUGAUGCAAACUCUGACGCUUUCAAAACCUUUAGCGAAAACUUUCUUUCUGAGAUCAACAUUGUCUAUAGAAAUUUCGAUAACUUUGAGGAAGCCAAGGUCACAAGAGUCAGUGAGAAUAUUAUUCCUGUGAAGUUCGUUGUUUUCUUCAAGAACACGAUAAAACCAGAUGAAAUAUGUGCUCCACUUAAAGAUGAAGUAAAAGACAAUAAACUUGGAAGUCUCAAGAUAGUACCUGGUUCAUUAGGAUGCUCUAAUGAACCCAGCUUCCCCAAGAAUCAAUCAAGUUCUGCUUGCACAUGCACCUCAAUCAUCGCGGCAUGUACAACUAUCAUCAUAUUCCUGAUUCUAGUUGUAGUGGUUCUGCUUUUCUAUAUUUGGAGAGGAAGAUCAAAUACCGGAAAAGGAGCAGAAAGCAGAGGGUCGUCAAACAUACAAGACAAGGACCUUGAAAGUUAUGAGAAUGUCCAUCAAGUGGAAGACACCUCACAAAGAACGACAACAAAAACAGCUCGAACGCGAAAUGAAAAAGAAAUUUAUGAAACGAUAAAAGAAAACAGAAAUAAAGACACAGCUGCGACAAAAGCAAAUGUGAAAUCCACGCGUGGACCUUCUGUCGACGCCCAAGGUGACGUACCUCCAUUGCCACAACAUUACCAAGACCUUCAAAUAAAGGCAACACAUCCGACCCCUCUGUAUGAGCCUCUGAAGCAACGCGGGGAUUUUGGUAGCAAAGGAGAGCUGACUCCAGAAGAUCCAAAAACAUACGAACAUCUGCAACAGAGUGCAUCAGGAAAAGAAUACCAGUCAUUGAAGCGUUAUAAGGAUAGCGAGAGUAAAGUGUGAUGCAAUAACUAUGCAGGUUGAAUACUUUCCCACACCACAAAAUAAACAAAUGUUAUUGAGUUUUAAUAUUAAAAUUGUUGCAGCACGCUAUCGCGUACCACCAUCAAUUUAAUAUCUAGUUGCAUUUAUUUACUAAAUAUUAAAGGUAAUAAGCUGCCAACCGUAUGGGAAUACAUUUUCUAUAUGAAUACACUUUUUCAUGUUCUGAAUAAAGGGAUAAUGCUAAUUAUUACCUAUUCAUAUCACGUGCAAAAGAAAAUAAAUAAAUAUAUUUCAGUUUUC
Actinia tenebrosa (Australian red waratah sea anemone) is the source of this 2459-nucleotide messenger RNA. RefSeq lists its product as uncharacterized. Gene Ontology annotation, cellular component: membrane. Lineage: Eukaryota; Metazoa; Cnidaria; Anthozoa; Actiniaria; Actiniidae. The record is from RefSeq and is a predicted model, not a curated record.